Hemicordylus capensis (graceful crag lizard) is the source of this 5945-nucleotide messenger RNA. RefSeq names its product zinc finger BED domain-containing protein 4-like. Lineage: Eukaryota; Metazoa; Chordata; Lepidosauria; Squamata; Cordylidae. The transcript is spliced from 3 exons. The record is from RefSeq and is a predicted model, not a curated record. Bases 3682 to 4473 code for a protein of 263 amino acids.
GUGUCACUCUCCGUGGUCUGUGGGGCCAAGAGGCAACCAGAAAAGCAAAAUAGUUUUCUCCAUUCUUAAUUCUACUGUGUGAAAGGAAGGGGGCAAUGCCUAUAAUCCAAUGGCAAGGUUCACAUUAAAACAGCCCACAGCUGCCUACCCCCAGCUCCCCACCAAGCGCUUGUAAAGGACAGCAUAUUGCUCCCAUCCUUAGCUGCUAAUCAGUAAUGUCGGCUAAUAGUAGCAGUGUGCAAGACCAUCACACAGACCACACUGCAAGCCAAAAACAUCCCAAUGUCAUUUUAAAACAGGGAUGCACAACUUUGGCCCUCCUGCUGUUGUUGGAUAACAACUCCCAUCAUCCCCAAGGAAGGUCUUGCUGAAUCAGAGCAUGUUCUAGCAAGUCUAGCACUCUGGCCCCAACACUGGCCAGCUAGAAUAUAGCCGUCCUCUCACCAUUUGUCCUCACAGCUGAUAGAGACGUACUUGCCUUACAGUGAGUUUCCUUCCUUAUCUACAGGUGAAAUAUUCACCUGUACAGGAGAAUAUUACAUGGAACCAAGAAGACAAGGAUUGUAGAACAGAACAAUAUCGGACCUCUGAAAAGUAUAAGCAUGCAUAUGUAUUCAGUACUUGGUUUGGGCCACUUUUGCAGCAAUUACUGCCUCAAUGCGGCGUGGCAUGGAUGCUAUCAGCCUGUGGCACUGAUGAAGUAUUAUGGAAGACCAGGAUGCUUCAUUAGCGGCCUUCAGCUCUUCUGCAUUGUUUGGUCUCAUGUCUCUCAUCCUGGCAAGUCAGGCGAGUUUGCUGGCCAAUCAAGCACAGUACACUGUAUACUUUUCAGAGGUCCGAUAUUGUUCUAUUCUACAAUCCUUGUCUUCUUGGUUCCAUGUAAUAUUCUAAUUUUCUGGGAUUGUGAAUUUGGGGUUUUCAUGAGCUGUACGCCAUGAUCAUCACAAUUAUAACAAAUUAAGGCUUGACUUAUCUCGCUUUGCAUGUAAUGCGUCUGUCUCAUAUAUCAGUUUCACCUUUUAAUUUGCAUUACUGAAAUUAAUGGACUUUUGCACGAUAUUCUAAUUUUCUGAGUUUCACCUGUAUUCAUGACCAGUAGCAAUUGAGAAAUUGGCCACAGAGCAUGGUCUGGGGGCACAUGAUAUAAUACCUUGCUGAAGCUAAGGCUAGCUAGAACCUGGAUGGGAGGUCCUUUUAUUUUUAUUUAUUGUUAAAUUAUACCACCUUUCAUUAAAAUAAUCUCAAGGAGGUCUACAAAACAUUUAACACAAUAUAAAACCAUAAAAGCUACACAAUAAGAAUUAAAAUGGAAAAUAAAAAUCUAAUUAAAAGUUUAAAAAAUAUGUAGAAUAUAACCAUAAGAUACAAAGCAGCAGGAAACAAAACAGUCAUUUAAAAGCCUGGGUAAAAAGCCAAGAUUUUACUUGCUUUCUAAAAACUGUGAUGGAGACUGGGGAGCACAUGCCUACCGGGAGAACAUUCCAAAGCCUGGGGGCAAUGACUGAGAAGGCCCUGCCCCAUGCACGACAGGCAAGCCUCCCUUAUUGUUGGCACACAGAGCAGGGUCUCCCCUGAUGACCUUGUUGAGUGGGCAGAAACCCUUGGGAGCAGGUGGUCCCUCAGGAAUCCAGGACCCAAACUGUUUAGGGUCAUCUAGUUCCAUCCCCCCACCCUAACAGUUUGAGGUAUAAAUGUAAUAAGCACAUAUUCAUGAAUUCAUUCUAUCUCUUUGAAAAGCCAUCCAAGACUGUGACCAUCAUCACACCUUGUGGUAAUGGAUGUCUUAACUUAAUUAUCAUUCUGAGAUGAAAUACUUCCCUUUGUCUCUCUUGAAGCUAGUGCCAUUCAAAACCAUUGGAUGUCAAUGAUAGUCUGUCCAUGCUAUUCAUAAUUAUAUACAUCUCUGUCAGGCCACCCUCUUAAUCAUCUUUCUUCCCCUGGCCUGUCAAUAUUUCAGUCCCACAUAACUACAGAUUCAGGAGAUCUCAGACAUCCUCAGAAUAUCUGUGUUUUGCCUGUCCGUAAGGGCAAAACUACAAGUCCACCAACUGAUCCUCUCCUAGAAUACAAGUUGCCACCAAACCUAUAAAAUAGCAAAGUGGGGGAGAUUUCAAGCAGAGUAGAGGUGGGGAGGAGGAGAGUGCUGAACCCAUUUUCUGCUCACCACUCCCCUUCCCACAAUUUCUCCCCACAAUUGCUAAUUUCACAGCAUGUGAAGUAGAUCUUACAUGUGCAUUAACUAUCCACAGCUUUGCUGCCUAAAUUAUAGGGAUGUGUACAAAUCAAUUUUUUUAAAUUUGAUUUGUGCCCCAAACAAAUCACCCCUGAUUUGUUUUGUAUCCAAAUCUACCCCGCACUGGGUAGGCUUGUUUUAAAAGGGGUUUUCUUUAAACAGAGGUUUUUUAAAAAGGUUUUCCCCCCAAUAGGUUUUUUUAAAGGUCCCCCAAUAGGCUUUAAAAAAAAAGGUUUCCCCCUCAAAUAGGUUUUUUAAAAAUCCCCCCUCCUUUUAAAAUAUUUUUUAAAUUUUUAAAUAUUUAAAGGUUUUUCGGGAAUGUCAGAAUGCCAUGUUGCGGGCAAAGCUCACAGCAGGGUGCCAGGCAGAGGUGGUAGGAGUCCCCAAGCUGGUGCAGGGGUCCUACAGGUCCCCAUUGGUGAAUUCUUUGGCCCAGGUGAGGUGGUGGCAUGAAGGCUCUCCUAUCCGGAGGAGCCAGCUGUUGCUGAACCAGUUCCUGGACUAGUGGCGGGUCCAUCGGGUGGUGGUGCACUGCCAGGGCUGGUGCCUAAUGCAGAGCCUGGUGGUGCCGGGGGCUCUCCUGCCAGGGAAGCUCCUUCCAUGGUUGGGGCAGAGGGCAGGGAGUUGACAGCUGGCAGUGCGGCCAGAUUUUCCCUCCCUCUUGCGGCCCUUCCAACGCUCCUCUCACCACUCAGUGGGGCCCCCUCUAAUGAUGCCCAGAUUGUGGCGGAGUCUGGUGCUGGGUCCUCCCAGCCUGGCUCCGAGGAGGUUGAGUCUGCUGCUGAGGUGGAGGGGGCAGCCCCUCUGCCAGUGAAGCCGGGCCCUUCUUCUUCCACAGAGGGUGGAAGGGGGGUGGGUGAUGGCGGUGGGUGAACACCAGCAGCCCCCCUAGGUCCACAGUCACAGUCUUGAGGCCCAAGACAACACCCAGGGCAUUUGAGGCCACCCAGAGCAGUGAUGUUUAGCAGCAUUUUGAGGUCCCUCAAGAUUCCCCAACCGCUGCUUGCUGUGUCCACUUCAGGGCACAAGUCAGUCGGGGCAAGGAUGCACAGCAUCUGGGGACAACCUCCAUGUGGUGACACAUGUGACAGCAUCACCCGGAUCUCCUUGACUCCGCUGGCAGUGUUAGUGCACCUUGUGUGCCUGCGACUAGUGCUGACACAGUCGGUGCACCAGCUUCCAUGAAGCAGGGCACGCUGCCAGUCAAGCAGUGGAUGCAGUCAUCAGGCACAAAGCAGCCUGGUCACGUGGACCCACAUCUCCUCACCCGUCUUAUAGGGGAGAUGAUGGCCACUGACAAUCAGCCUUUUCAGGUGGUUGAAAACUCUGGCUUCUGCUGAAUACUCCAGCUGCUAGCGCCCGACUACACCACCAUCCCCUCAAGAACCACAUUCAGCUGGAACGUGGUCCCCUCGCUGUACAGGUGGUGCAGGGAGCUCGUGUGAGCCAUGCUGCGUGCAGCACUGGCUGGCACCAGCGUGCAUUUCACCACUUAUCUGUGGAACAGUAUGAGUGGGAUGCAUGCUGCUUUCCUGGCCCUGACUGUCCACUGGUGGGGUCUGGAGAGAGAGGGGACCUCCGGUGCUGCCUCUGGCUCCAGUGUGUCCCACACCACAUUUUGGCACAGGUGGGCUAUCUUGCAUGUGGAGACCUUGGAUGUCAAGCACACCAAGGAGGAGGUGGCAGCCGUACUCGGCUGCCAAAUAGAGGAGUGGAUCAGCGGGUUGCCACACCUCUCGCAGGGCUUCAUUGUCACAGACAAUGGGUCCAAUGUUACUGUGACGGUAGAGUCAGUGAUGGAGUAUGUAAACAUCUGCUGCAUGGCACACAUGCUCCACCUGACUGUCAGGGAUGCCUUUGGCCUCAAGGAGGUCAAGGCAUCCAGGGAACAUGGCUGCCCCAUUGUAGGUGCUGUUGCUGCCACGGCUGCAUUUGUGGAGAAGUCCCGCAAGAUUGCAGCCCACUUCCACCAGAGUGAGAAGUCCAGGUGCCUGCUUCACGAGCGGCAGUGUGUCCACGGGCUUCCACAACAUCUCAUCCCCACGGAUGUAGAUACCUGGUGGAACUCCACCUUCCUCUUGUUCCAGUGCCUACUGGAGCAGGAGGUGGCCCUCGAUGACCUGGCAAAAAGCAUGCAUUGCACACACAAAGAGAAGAGCAGAAGACACAGGCUAAGAUCUCAGACUACAGAAAGAUGGAGAACUGGUACAAGGAGAAGUGCUUACCUGAUGGAUAAGUGAGCAGUUCACACCUGGAGAUUGCAGCGAUGCCCAAGAAGCCUGCAGAGAGAUUUUAGGGAGAUUCUCUGGGCAGGAGGAUUUCUCUUGAUCCGACUGAUUGGCAGACACAGUUGGAAGGAAAAACUCUGCUUGGACUGGUAACAGAGGAUUGGAGGCAUCUGGAGAGAAUGGGGCAGGAGGACCUGGCAGUCAGAGGAAGAAGAAAUCAACACAUCAAGAAAAAAGGUGAAGAAUCUGACUUGCAAAUAUCUGCUGCUUCCACCAAAGCGAGAAUUCUGCAGGGACUCACAGAGCAGAUUCACAUGUUACCCUCUUACUGAGGAAACAUGAGAGCCCUGGUCACACAUUAUGUCCAAUGCACAUAGAAUCUGUGUACAGUGCACACACGUGCAGAUCUGUACACAUGUACAGUCAUUCAUGCAUUAUGUUCAACACCCUUCCAAGCGCACCCCUGCUUGCUUACUCUGGGCAGGAAGAGCUAGUUUUUAUGGGCUAGCAGUGCCUUGGUACUACCAGUUGUGUUUCUUUUCUGAUGGUUAAUCUUCCCUGAGUAGCCUGGAGGAAGAGAGUCCACCUAGAGGAGAUCAACCAUCACCAGAAAAGGCACAGCUGGUAACAAGUCCUUUAUGAAUAGAUCAAUCCAUCAACACACCAGUAUGGGAGACCGUGGCAAGAGUCCAGGGUUUAUCUUCCAAGCAUGGCUUGGCUUUACUUUGAGAUCCUUCUUGCCUUAGAGGAGAGAAAGCCAAAGGCAAUUCUGUGCUGACUGCAGGAGAAGGCCCUCUCAGUGGUCGUGCCUUGGCUUUGGAACUUCCCUACUGGAAGAGACCCGCUAUGCAUCCUCAAUGUGGACCCCAGGGACAGAGCCACCAUUGAGCAAACAGGUUCAAAGAACCCAGGCCACCAAUGAAAAGGGCUGCUGGAGCCCCUGCUGCACGUGAUGUCACAUGCAAAAGGGAGGUGGCCCAGUUGCUAGAAGGCCCACCCCAGUCCUCCCACUCUCAUUUCCAGGCAGUGCUUGCUGCCUGACAGAGUUUAUUUCCUUUCCUCUCCCUCCUGUGAGGGAUGGGAAGGGAAAUAAAUGCUGUCAGGUAGCAAAUGCUGCCUGAAAUGAGAGGGGAAAAGCUCACUCGGGCUAUCCCAAGCCCAGGCCACGACCCCUUUGCAUGUGACAUCACACACAUGGGGCAUCACUGGUGGGGCACUGGGCGGGGUGGAACACAGGCCACCAUCUGGCUGGUUCUGCCACUGGUGACCCCCCCCCGCUAUUUUAGACUGCUUCACCGGGUCUUUUAUCUCAAAACUGAUUUCAUUGGAACGGACUGCCUGUGAUUCUCCUAUUUUAUAAAUGUUUUCAUUUUACUAUUUUAUUGUUUUCAUUUAUUGGAAGCUGCCUUGAGCAUUUUUUAAUGGAGAGGUGGGAUAUAGAUGUAAAUAAGUAAACAAAUAAAUAAUCCCUGCUCUAUCAUGAA